GUGGGCUGGAUCCUCUCCAUCCUCGAUGAGCUGCAGCUCAGUCCCCCGCCUCCUGUGGCUGUCCUUCCGCUUGGCACUGGGAAUGACCUUGCCCGUACCCUCAACUGGGGUGGGGGUUACACAGAUGAGCCAGUGUCCAAGAUCCUGUGCCAUGUAGAAGAUGGGACCAUCGUCCAGCUGGACCGCUGGAAUCUCCAGGUUGAGCGUAACCCUGACUUGCCACAGGAUGAGUUGGAGGAUGGGGCACGUAAGCUUCCACUCAGUGUCUUCAAUAAUUACUUCAGCCUUGGAUUUGAUGCACAUGUUACACUGGAGUUCCAUGAAUCUAGAGAAGCAAACCCAGAGAAAUUCAACAGCCGAUUUAGAAAUAAAAUGUUUUAUGCAGGGGCAGCCUUUACAGACUUUCUGCAAAGAAGCUCAAGAGAUUUGUCCAAACAUGUUAAAGUUGUGUGUGAUGGUACAGACCUGACUCCAAAGAUCCAGGAGCUGAAGUUCCAGUGUAUAGUGUUUUUAAACAUACCCAGGUAUUGUGCGGGCACAAUGCCCUGGGGAAACCCUGGAGAUCACAGAGACUUUGAACCUCAGCGCCAUGAUGAUGGCUACAUUGAAGUCAUUGGGUUCACCAUGGCCUCACUGGCUGCUCUCCAGGUGGGUGGUCAUGGAGAGAGGUUGCAUCAGUGCCGUGAGGUGACACUUUUAACAUACAAGUCCAUUCCCAUGCAAGUGGAUGGUGAACCAUGUCGACUAGCUCCCUCACUCAUUCGAAUCUCCUUAAGGAACCAAGCCAACAUGGUGCAGAAGAGCAAGAGGAGAACAUCCAUGCCUUUGCUGAAUGAUAUCCAUAAAGUGCAGUCUGCUGACCUGAGGAGAGUCUCAGCUCCCCCCGAUUCCUUCACUGUUCCUCAUUCCAUCCCAGAUCGCCUGAGGAUCAGAGUGAACAGGAUUAAUUUACAAGAAUAUGAGGGGCUACAUUACGACAAGGAAAAACUCCGGGAAGCUUCCAUUCCACUAGGAAUUAUAGUUGUACGAGGAGACUGUGACUUGGAGACCUGUCGUAUGUACAUUGACCGUCUACAAGAGGACCUACAGUCGGUAACUUCUACUACACAGAGAGUUCAUUACCAGGACCAAGAAAGCUCUUUCCCCAGAGUACUUUCUGUUCAGAGGCUAUCUCCUAGAUGGUGCUUCCUAGAUGCAACUUCUGCGGAUCGUUUUUACCGCAUUGACAGAUCUCAGGUAAAUCCUUAUUCA
Molecule: messenger RNA, 1251 nt
Organism: Antrostomus carolinensis (chuck-will's-widow)
Lineage: Eukaryota; Metazoa; Chordata; Aves; Caprimulgiformes; Caprimulgidae
Product: diacylglycerol kinase iota-like
Exons: 14
Biological process (GO): phospholipase C-activating G protein-coupled receptor signaling pathway
Cellular component (GO): glutamatergic synapse; plasma membrane
Molecular function (GO): ATP-dependent diacylglycerol kinase activity
Source: RefSeq, a predicted model, not a curated record